AUGGAGUUUGAAGAAGAAGAAGUGUCUGAACCAGUGAGUCCUAUUGCACAAUACUUCAACAGCUCAGUGUUAUCUCUUACUAUCAUCGGUGUUUUGGAGAUUGCAGUCCCAUUCGAUGACUCACAAACCAUUUCAUUGCUCAAAAAUGUGUUCUUACCCAUCAAUCCUCGGUUCUCCUCCAUCAUGGUCAGAGAUGACGAUGGAGAAAAGAAAUGGAAGCGGGUUGAAGUGAACCUUAAAGACCAUCUUAUUUACCCAAAUUUCCCUCAAGGAAUGUCACCAGAAUUUUAUGACGAGUACUUGGCUGACUACUUAACAAAAAUAGGCAUGGAUCAAUUACCACAAACUAGACCAUUGUGGGAAAUUCACAUAGUUAAGUACCCAACAAGCAGUGCAGCAGGGAAUGUGAUAUUCAAACUUCACCAUGCUCUGGGUGAUGGCUAUUCUCUCAUAGGAGCUCUUCUUUCUUGUAUGCAAAGAGCUGACAAUCCUUCUCUUCCCUUGACGUUCCCUUCGCGUCAAUCGAGCUCCAAACCUAAACGUGAUAGCGUCAACAUUUUCAGACGUGUACCGCGAAUUUUAUCUGGUAUGAUCAACACUGUAUCAGAUUUUGGAUGGAGCAUCUUGAAGAGCAGCGUUGUAGAAGAUGAUCGGACACCAAUCAAAUCCGGAGAUGAAGGGGUUCAGUUCCGCCCUGUCAAUAUAACUACCAUGACAUUCUCUCUUGAUCACUUAAAGCAAAUUAAGGCCAACCUUGGUGUGACGAUAAAUGACGUGAUUACCGGAAUAAUCUUCCUUGGAACUCGAUUAUACAUGCAAGCAACAAGCCAUGAGUUGGGUGAUGCAGAGUCUACUGCACUGGUGCUGCUCAACACCAGAGCCGUGGCAGGUUACAAGUCAAUAAGUGAAAUGCUUAAACCUGAUUCUGAGAUGCCAUGGGGGAACAAUUUCGGAUUCCUGCACAUUCCUAUACCCAAGUUAAGUGUUGCUGAAUCUUCAGACCCUCUCAGCUUUAUUCUCNGUUGGAGCAGGUCAGAGAUGACGAUGGAGAAAAGAAAUGGAAGCGGGUUGAAGUGA
Molecule: messenger RNA, 1077 nt
Organism: Ilex paraguariensis (yerba mate)
Lineage: Eukaryota; Viridiplantae; Streptophyta; Magnoliopsida; Aquifoliales; Aquifoliaceae
Source: the annotation of a GenBank genome assembly